AUGGGAUUCUCUGAAAAUAGGAAAUCGAUUUCUAUUACAUAUGGAGCACCUGAUGAAACAACACCUGUGGUAUGCAGAGAUGGUGUAACCGGAGGCACACAAUCAGGAAGUGCUGGAUGCGGGUCCUUCACUUUAGGCUCCGAUGAAAAAAUUAUCAAAGUUAUUGGCCGAUAUGGCACCGCGGUUGAUGCAUUACAAUUCGUUACUAAUAAAGGCAGAACAAUUCCUGAUCUCAAAUGUGGCGGUACUGGUGGUGGCGACUUUAUCGAAAAAAAAGAUGGUUAUUAUCUGUCGUAUAUAAGUGGUACAACAGCAGAGCGUUUAUAUUCGAUACAGUUCUAUUGGGCUCCAUUUCCAGGUAAGAUACACAAUUAAAUAAUACAUGUAUUGUAGUACUUCGUGAAAGAAAAGUAGAGGGUGUGGGUACUGAUUAUUUGGAUAUGUAAUCACACUCUCUUAGUGUGUGUGUGGAUUAUUGAACAUUUCAUUGGUACCCACACCCACAUCCUGAUUAUGCAAUAAACUCUUCCUAUGAAACCGUAGGAUAUUCUACAUUUGAACGUAGAAUAAAAAAAUCUAUGUCCGUAACUUGAAAGAUAAUAAAGCCUUAUGCAACAAUCAUAACCUCUUUUAAUAUUUAGAUAUCCUUGACUUCAUAUAUUCUAAGAGGGGUUAUAACAUAAGAAUAAACCCCGUUAAGGACUUAUGGCAACUUGUGCUUAGGAGGGUGUGAGUGUGGAUGUGGGUGUUGAUUAUUUGGACAAGUUUCCACACUCUCAGCCACAAGUUCAGGAAGAGAUAUAAGAUUAAAACAACAUUAUAAUGACCUCUCUUAAUGGUAAUCAAUAUAAAGAUUUUCUAAGAAUAAGACAAUCACUUUAAGUUUUAUUUCCUCAAAAGAAUAGAAUACAUAGAGAUGCGUAAUAGUUAGAUAAGGUCUAAAACUAGAGAAGUUAUGUCUUUUUUCUCUCGAAUCUGAAUAAGGUCAGCUAAGAUAUUCAUAUACGGUAUAUUCAUGGAUGACCCUAUAAAAUACUAUGAUUCAAUCUGUCCUUACAUGGUUACACUAAAAAAUGUUUUCUUGUUGGUUUCAGUGAAUAAUAACACCCUAAAGGACGGAGAUGAAACAGAUGUCGAUUGUGGUGGAUCAUCCGGCAACAAAUGUGCUGUCGGCAAAACAUGUAAAGUUAA
This is a messenger RNA of Adineta steineri, 1191 nucleotides long. The record is from the annotation of a GenBank genome assembly. Lineage: Eukaryota; Metazoa; Rotifera; Eurotatoria; Adinetida; Adinetidae.